AUGGCAGAAACUGCAGUAUCAUUUGUUUUACAAGAACUAGGCCAAUUUGUAAUAAAAGAAACUAGCCAAUAUACAGUAGAAGAAAGAAAUUCAGUAGCAGGGAUUGAAAGAGACUUCAAUGAUAUCAAAGAUGAACUUGAGAGCAUCCAAGCCUUCCUCAAGGAUGCAGACACAAAGGCUGCUGAUGAUGAUGAUGGAUCCAAUGGAGUCAAAACUUGGGUGAAAUCUGCACUCCAAAUGAUUCCUGGUUUGAUCAAAACCAUGAAUCCGCAUCACCAGAUUGCUUCUGAGAUUCAAGACAUCAAGUUAUCACUUGGUAGAAUCAAAGAAAGAAGUACAAGGUUCGAGUUUCUGUCUGAAAAUGAAGCAGGAAGGACUAAAGCUCCUAGAAUUGGUGACCCUCGAAUGGCUCCGUAUUUCAUUGAAGAGACUCAAGUUGUAGGAUUUGAGUCCGCGCGAGAUGAAUUGGUCAGAUGCUUGGUGGAGGAAAACAAUGAGCUCAUGUUGGUUGCUGUGGUUGGCAUGGGAGGACUCGGGAAAACUACUCUCGCAAAGCAUGUUUUUGAUAGCCAGCUAGUGAAAAAGAACUUUGAUUGUAGAUCUUUCAUCACUGUUUCGCAAUCGUACACCAUCAGAGAGCUGUUGACAGAAAUGAUAAAGAAAUUUUGCAAGGACAACAACGAGCCUAUUCCAAGGGGUCUGCAGAAUAUGGAUGAUGAAACUUUGAUUAAUCAAGUGAGACAAUACCUUGAGUCAAAAAGGAAAUCUUUUCCUGUUCAUGUCCAUGAGCUACAACGUUUGCCUCCAGACAAAGCAUGGGAGCUGUUUUGCAACAAGACGUUUAGAGGGCACUGUCCAACAGAACUUGAGGAGAUGUCCAGAGAAAUUGUUCAAAAAUGUGGAGGGCUACCAUUAGCUAUUGUGGCCAUCGGUGGUCUUUUGUUAACAAAAGCUAAAACCCUCAUUACAGCUACUCAAAAUCACGAAUAUCCGUCAACACAAAGACAUCAUAACGCUCACAAACAACACAGAGAAUCAACGGAUAGCAGAAACUGA
Molecule: messenger RNA, 1056 nt
Organism: Vicia faba (fava bean)
Lineage: Eukaryota; Viridiplantae; Streptophyta; Magnoliopsida; Fabales; Fabaceae
Source: the annotation of a GenBank genome assembly